GCCAACAUCACACACACUGACAGUCAGCCAACAUCAAACACACACAGAGCCAACAUCACACACACACACUGACAGUCAGCCAACAUCACACACACUGACAGCCUUGCGGCGGCGGCGGCAGAAUAGUCGGGAGAAUGAAACAAAAGGAGCCAUCCGGCGAUGGUGUUGAAGGAGCCGCCGCUACCACUGCUGCUGCUACCACUGCUGCUGCUGGUGGUGGUGAUUAUGGUGGUGGUGAUUAUGGUGAUGGUGGUGGGGACGGUGCCGCCGGGAACUCGGAUCGCUGUGACCCCUCGCCGAGCCGGGACGUGUCGGGGCUCGGCGAGACGCGGCUCUUCCGGCGUCGCUGGGUCAUCGUCUUCGUGUUCAGCGCCUACUCGCUCACGAGCGCCUUCCAAUGGAUACAAUACGGCAUCAUCAACAACAUCUUCGCCGGCUACUACGACGUGAGCACCACGGACGUGGACUGGCUGUCCAUGGUCUACAUGCUCUGCUACAUCCCGCUCAUCUUCCCGUCCGCGUGGCUCCUGGACACCCGCGGCCUGCGCCUCGUGGCGCUGCUCGGCUCGUUCCUCAACUGCGUGGGCGCGUGGGUGAAGACGGCCAGCGUGAGGCCGCAUCUGUUCGGCGUCACCGUGUUCGGCCAGCUCACGUGCGCCAUUGCCCAGGUCUUCAUCCUGGGCCUCCCGUCUCGCAUCGCCUCCGUCUGGUUCGGCUCCGGGGAGGUCUCCACCGCAUGCUCCAUUGGAGUCUUCGGCAACCAGCUUGGCGUUGCAGUGGGGUUCCUUCUGCCGCCCAUGCUGGUGCCCGCCUCGGACGACAAGGAGGCGCUGAGCUACCACAUCCGCGUCAUGUUCUUCGGCACGGCGGCCAUCGCCACCGCGCUCUUCGUCAUCGUGCUGCUCGUGUUCAGGGAGGAGCCACCCGUGGCACCAAGCCAAGCGCAGGCCAUGCGCAGGCAGAAGAGACGGAGCGAUUACUCGUACUGGCAGUCGAUCCAACGGCUGCUUACCAACAAAGCCUUUGUGCUUCUCAUCAUCACGUAUGGCAUUAACACUGGCUCCUUCUACUCCGUGUCCACACUGCUCAACCCGAUGUUCAUCCACCAUUAUCAGGGACAAGAGGUGAAUGCCGGUCGCGUGGGGCUGACCAUCGUUGUGGCCGGGGUGUUGGGCUCUCUGCUGUGCGGCGUUUGGCUUGAUCGAACCAAGAAGUUCAAGCAGACGACGUUUGCGGUUUACUGCCUGUCCUUCACCGGGAUGAUCAUCUUCACAUUCACGCUGAACCUCGGACACCUCUGGGUGGUUUUCGUGACCGCUGGAUUGCUCGGGUUUUUCAUGACGGGCUACAUCCCACUGGGCUUUGAGUUUGCGGCUGAGCUGACCUACCCGGAGUCAGAGGGGACAUCGUCUGGGCUUCUCAAUGCAGCUGCUCAGCUGUUUGGCUUGAUCUUCACAGUGGUGCAGGGACAACUCACGAAGCACUUCUCGCCGCUCAUUGGCAACAUUUUCAUUUGCUGCAGCCUCCUACUGGGCACUAUGCUCACAGGCCUCAUCAAGGCGGACCUGCGCAGGCUGAAGGCGAACCUUGAGAGAGGGACGGCCCAGCUGUGCAGCCUUGACGAUGGGCCCGAGCGGCCGUUGGAUGGGCCGGUGCCCGGCUAUGUGCCCGUGGACCAGGACUCCCCGUGACCGCGCGUCGCCCCAUGCGCACGAGCGCGGCGCACAUCCCAGCGGUAUUCAGCGGCUGCUGUCAGCAAACCUGAACCCAACCUGAAUAGAUACUCAAACGAAACUUUUUCUAUUGUACCAGGUAAGGCGCACUUGAGCGCGCUUUGCAGCUCUUCUUCAGAAGCGACCUGGCCACGUACGAUAGCCCAAAGAGGUGGCUUGUCGCGUGGAAAUUUAUAGCAGCCAAAUACUCUCAACCCAACGUGAAACCAACAAAGACUCAGCCACGAGAUGCAAUGAGCGUGCUGCUGCUGCUGCUGCUGCUGCGUACGCUCGUGGCAACGUCCGCAGAACAAACAGCCGUGACACGUGGUGUAUCGCUCGCCAUCACAGUGUGACUGUUGCACUUAAGCGUCGUAUUGCCAGGCCUGUGCCAUUGCGAAGUCGCCACGUCCACGUGCGUGAGCGCAGACGUCUUGUCUGUUCCGUGUGCGUGAGUGUGCCCGUCCCACUGCAUUGUCGAUUGCAAAUGCACAACCGUAGCUUUGCAUGCACUUGGGAUUGUGUUCUGAACAAAUGCCCACUUUUUUUGUUUAGAACAAAAGACGGAGUGGAGCUCAUUUUAACACAAGAUUCCGUCUCUUUUCAGGACUCUAGUUCAUUCCGCAAGUAAAGGUGAACAUAAUAUGUCCCACAUAAAUAAUAUGUCCCACUGGUCAUCUGUGAAACCUAUCGGACACCUGUGAAAAAGAGCUUCAUAGCUCAUAGGAUUCCUCCGGCCUUAGUAAAGAUUCUGACAAGGGAAGGUAAAGCGGGAAUGUAGUUGAAGUUGAAGAGUCGUGACUUAAGCGAGGAUUUUACUUUUUGAUGUUUUUUAUUGCAUUUCAAUAAGAGCCCCGUACAGAGCACAGAGCGCCACGCAGGGAGGGGGGCUACAGAAACUCCACGUGGCUCAGUCCCGAACUCUGCGGCUCCUGGGAUGAGAGAUGGGGGUAGGGGAUUGGGCUCACCGCACCACCCAAGUGGGGACCGCGAGCGUGCUACCUCUACUCUGACGUGGAGGUGAACGGGGAUUUCUCUUGGUCGAGCAGUGGUGGUGCUGCUGCUGGUCGGUUGGGGGCCCGAUGCAGAACACUGAUCGUUUUUUUAUCAACUCCGAGUGGAAGUGGCAGAAGAGAUGUGGACAGUGGAUAUGGAGAUGUCGUGAGAUUAUAGAAGGGGAAGAUGCGCACGGAACAGAGUUGUAGACAACAAAGAACGCACAAGAUGAUAGAGAC
This is a messenger RNA of Petromyzon marinus (sea lamprey), 2947 nucleotides long. RefSeq names its product choline/ethanolamine transporter flvcr2a-like. Gene Ontology annotation, molecular function: heme transmembrane transporter activity; heme binding. Gene Ontology annotation, biological process: heme export; transmembrane transport. The record is from RefSeq and is a predicted model, not a curated record. Gene Ontology annotation, cellular component: membrane. Lineage: Eukaryota; Metazoa; Chordata; Hyperoartia; Petromyzontiformes; Petromyzontidae.